AUGAAGCUCACUGGUGCUCUUGUGUUGCUUGGGGCUGCCCUGCUCCUGACCUCGGGGGGAAAUUGUGGCAUUUGCCCAGCUAUAAGGAAGGAGAUUGAUCUUUUCCUUGGUCCCUCUGUGUCUGACUAUGUGGAUUACGUGAGCCAGUUUACGUGA
Molecule: messenger RNA, 156 nt
Organism: Myodes glareolus (Bank vole)
Lineage: Eukaryota; Metazoa; Chordata; Mammalia; Rodentia; Cricetidae
Product: major allergen I polypeptide chain 1-like
Cellular component (GO): extracellular region
Molecular function (GO): steroid binding
Source: RefSeq, a predicted model, not a curated record